GGAGAAGAUGGAGGAGAAAUCGAGAAAAUGGAGGAAGAGCUCAAGAAGAUGGAGGAGAAGGUGGAGAAGAUGGAGGAGGAGGUCGAGAAAAUGGAGGAAGCGCUCAAGAAGAUGGAGAAGGUUGAGAAAAUGGAGGAGGAGGCUGAAAAGAUGAAGAACGUCAAGAACAUGGAGAAUAACUCCAAGAAGAUGGAGGAGAAUGUCAGGAAGAUGGAGGAGAACACAAAGAUGGGGGAAAAGGUUGAGAAGAUGGAGGAGGAGGUGGAGAAGAUGGAGGAGGAGAUCAAGAUUAUGGAGAAGAAGGUUGAGAAGAUGGAGGACGAGGUUGAGAAGAUGAAAAAGAAUGUCAAGAACAUGGAGAAGAACUCCAAGAAGAUGGAGGAGAACACAAAGAUGGAGCAGGUUGAGAAGAUGGAGGAGAAGGUUGAGAAAAUGGAGGAAAGGGUUGAGAUGAUGGAGAAGAACAUUGAGAAGAUGGAUGAAGAGAUUAAGAAGAUGGAGAAGAACAUCAAGAAGAUGGAGAAGAAUAUCAGAAAGAUGGAGGAGAAGACAAAGAUGGAGGAGGAGGUUGAGAAAAUGGAGGAGGAGGUCAUGAAGAUGGAGCAGAAGAUGAAGAAGAACAAGGUGGAGAUGGAGGAGGAGAAUGUCAGAAAGAUGGAGGUCAAGAAGAUGGAGAAGAAUGUCAAGAAGACAAAGGAGAACAUUGAGAAGAUGAAGAACAACGUCAAGAAGAUUGAGGAGAACACCAAGACGGAGGAAGAGGUUGAGAAGAUAGAAGAUGAGGUCAAGAAGAUGGAGGAGGAGAUGAUGGAGGUUGAGAAGAUGGAGGAGGAGAUGAUGGAGGUUGAGAAGAUGGAGGAGAACAUCAAGAUGGAGAAGGAGGUUGAGAAGAUGGAGGAGGAGAUUGAGAUAGAGCAGAAGAAUGUCAAGAAGAUGGAUAACAUCAAGAAAAUGAAGAACAUUGAGGUGAUGAGGAACAUCAAGAAGAUGCAGGAGAACAUCCAGAAGAUGGAGAACAUCAAGAAAAUGAAGAACAUUGAGAAAAUGAAGAACAUUGAGGUGAUGAAGAACAUCAAGAAGAUGCAGGAGAACAUCAAGAUGGAAAACAUCAAGAAAACGAAGGAGAACACCAAGAAGAUGAAUGAAAACAUCAACAGAAUGAAGAACAACAUUCAGAAGAUGGAGAAGAACAUGGAGAACAUGGAGGAGAAGCCACCUGUGGGGUGGACAAGGGGGUGGGAGAAGCUCUGGAGACUCACCAGGCGCUUGAGCUCCGGGUGCCGGGCCUGGAUGCGUUUGAACUCCAAGAUCUUGCCCUCGUCCACGUCCUCCUUCAGCUCCCAGGUGCUGUCCUCGUAG
Molecule: messenger RNA, 1359 nt
Organism: Merops nubicus (carmine bee-eater)
Lineage: Eukaryota; Metazoa; Chordata; Aves; Coraciiformes; Meropidae
Product: tropomyosin-like
Exons: 4
Source: RefSeq, a predicted model, not a curated record